Molecule: messenger RNA, 1193 nt
Organism: Microdochium trichocladiopsis
Lineage: Eukaryota; Fungi; Ascomycota; Sordariomycetes; Xylariales; Microdochiaceae
Product: aldo/keto reductase
Exons: 3
Coding region: 96-1136 (346 amino acids)
Cellular component (GO): cytoplasm
Source: RefSeq, a predicted model, not a curated record
CUCAAGUUCUCAACCACACGAACCUGAAAGCCAACUAUAAUUAUACUGAUCCUCCAAUCUCAUCCUCGAUUCCACCAAGGACACUGAUUUUCACAAUGAGCUCCACACUCUCACCCACACCCGUCCUACGCAGGCUCGGCCGCGAUGGGCCCGAAAUUCCAGUAAUCGGUCUCGGCAUGAUGGGUGCCAGCGUGGGCUACGGUCAGGUUGCACCCGACGACGAACGUCUUGCCUUGCUCGACCACGCGUGGAAGAUUGGUGCCCGCAACUGGGACACGUCUGACCUCUACGGUGACAGCGAGGAGCUCCUUGGGAGAUGGUUCCGCCUGCACCCCGAGAGGCGGGCGGACAUUUUCCUCGCCACCAAGUUUGGGAUGGAGAUCCCCGCCGAUGGCGACUUCUCGAAGAUGAAACCCAACUCGUCGCCCGAGUACGUACACAAGGCGUUCGCCAAGAGCCUGGAGAAGCUCGGCGUCGACAGCGUCGACUUGUACUAUGUGCACCGCGUCGACCCUGCAGUACCGAUUGAGAAGACCAUGGAGGCGAUGCGUGCUCUUGUCGAAUCCGGCAAGGUCAAAUACGUCGGAAUAUCCGAGGUCUCUUCUGCCACAGUCCGCCGCGCACACGCCGUGUACCCCUUGUCGGCCGUGCAGGUCGAGUACAACCCCUGGACGCGCGACAUCGAGGGCGAGGCGGGCACGUUCAUGCUCGACACGUGCAAGGAGCUGGGCAUCUCGGUCUUUGCGUACUCGCCCCUGGGGCGGGGCGUCCUGACGGGCGCGUUCCGCAACAUGACGUUCGAGAAGGGCGACCUGCGCGCCGACAUGGCGCGCUACAGCAAGGAGAACAUGGCCAAGAACGACGAGUGCCUCGACAAGAUCGCCGCCAUGGCGGAGCGCAAGGGCUGCACCUCGGCGCAGCUGUGCCUGGCGUGGCUCGUGGCCCAGGCGGACAACAUCUUUGUGAUCCCGGGGACCAAGAGGGUCAAGUAUCUCGAGCAGAACUUCGCGGCGGGUAAUUUGCAGCUCAGCGAUGCGGAGAACCAGGAGUUCAGGCAGCUGGUGUCCGAGGCCGAGAUCAUUGGUGGGAGGGAUGCUUUCUGGGGGUCGUAUGACGAUACUGCGCCUCUCUCUUGAUGAAGCGUCCGAGCUGAGCGAGUGCGGCUGUUGUGGCUGCUGAGAAUGGAAUCUGGA